This is a messenger RNA of Betta splendens (Siamese fighting fish), 2861 nucleotides long. RefSeq lists its product as uncharacterized. The coding region runs from base 25 to 2424 and encodes 799 amino acids. The record is from RefSeq and is a predicted model, not a curated record. The transcript has 13 exons. Lineage: Eukaryota; Metazoa; Chordata; Actinopteri; Anabantiformes; Osphronemidae.
UUAACGGUGGGAGCUCUCGGCAGAAUGGCGUCGCUCACGCUACAGCUGCUCAGCCUGAUGCUGAUGGUCUCAGCUGCGACUGCUUGGUACUACAGGUACUAUGGAGGCUCGGUGACCUUCACUUCUACUGGACGACAACCGGACGGGACCUUUGAGGUGGAGUUUCGUGACAGACAAGCUUCCCCCUCCUGCUACCAGAACAGCUACACUUGUUACUAUGGCGACUGUGGAUGGCAAACCCAGAGUUCCAGCUCAUUCAUCGCCUCCAGCUGGAACUGGGAUUACUGGUGCCAGAACGAGCUAAGGACAGUGAGAAAGCUCAGCAGCAACCGACCCUUUGCCAUCAGGUAUCCCACUUACUAUGAUUACUGGAAUGGCUUUGGAUACUGGAUGUAUAACAUCAGAAGCAAUGACGCUCCUAUGGAGAUGAUGGCACAUGUGGACCUGGGAACCCGCUCUGAUACUGGACAACCUAACAACCCUCCUGUCUCUUCCACGCUUCCUUACAUCAGAAUUCCAAGGAACUGCCCUCGAUCCAUAAACCUGACAGUGUUUGACCCUGAUGGCGACCGGUUCCGAUGCAGAGUACCGACAGAUCCUAGCACAUAUGAGUGUGGGCUGUGUGGUCUGCCCCCUGAGUUCACUGUAGACCAGAAUGCCUGCUCUGUAACAUAUCAGCCUGACUACAAUUAUUACUAUUACUACGGCUUCGUUCCCAUUGAGCUGGUGCUGGAGGAUUUUCCCCAUAGUCCCAUUUCAUUGGCUUAUUCUGAUGGAUCCUACACAUUAAAAGAACCGUUAUCACUGCAUAGGCACAAACGUCAAGCUACAACUGCAGAAGCUCCAACAACAACCACAGAAGCUCCAACAACAACCACAGAAGCUACAACAGAAACCAUAGAAAUACCAACAACAAUAACCACCGAUUCAUGGUUUACCACAAACACUGAACCACCAUUCAACACAACUACCACACCACUUUUCAACACAGCCGUACCUGCUACAGGCAGUUACCAACUAUCAAUUCCUGCUUUAAGCAAAGUCCCUCUGCAGUUUAUGGUUUAUAUUGACGCAGACGUCCCUUCCUGCCUUGAAGGUGAUUACAUCCCCAUCUUCUUGUCUCCAACUCCGUAUAAUGGAGCGACUCUUCCUGCAUAUGUCAACCGCACCCUGACCAUCAAAGUCAGAUCCUCAGCACAGUACAGCAUAAUUAAUGACCUGCUCAUCACUGGACCCAGCGGCAUUUCAAAGCAGAGAAUCUCCACGGAGGAGUUUCACCUCACAUGGAGUCCAACUGAUCAAGACCUCAAUCACAAUAUUCCUAUCUGCUUUGUGUCUCAAGCUAACUACAACUACUACUACUGGUACUGGUACUACUACUACCAACCUGUUUACUCUGAGCUGCGCUGUGUGAUUGCCAACAUUGCACAUCAUGAGGCCAAAGUGACGUGCAGUGAAACAGCCAUAAAGGUGGAGGUGGAGAAGGACAACCUCAUCAGACGCAACGAGAACAAGCUGCAUCUGUUCGGCUUCACAGAUCCUUCUUGUAACCUGGCAGCUCUCUCCAACUCCACCCACCUGGUCGCUGAAAUCUCUCUGAACGCUUGUGGAACCCUCAUAGAGGAGGAUGACACAAACAUCAUCUUCAGGAACGGAAUAACAGCUGCUGACCCACGUGCAGUGAUUUACAGGAAUAAUGAUGUGGACGUGGGCUUUCAGUGUGUUUAUCCCAUAAGAAACAACCUGACCCUAGAGUUCAGGCACAAGAACCCCUACGCCUUCACAGACCAAGGCUUCGGCACCUUCAGCUUCCAGUUUGAGUUCUUCGAGAGCCAGAGGUUCUUCAGACUAAUAAACGGCAGCAGAUACCCAGUGGAGGUGGACGUUGGGCAGAUGAUGUUCUUGCAGAUCGAGGCGGCGACCUCCAUCCCCAACGUAGAGCUGUUUGUGGAGUCCUGCAGGGCGACUCCCUACGACAACCCCAACUCUCGCAUCAGCUACACCAUCAUUGAAAACGGGUGUGUGAGGGACAAAACAGUGACGACGUAUUCUGGCUCCAACCUGCAGUUCAGGUUUGGAAUGGAGGCAUUUGAAUUCAUUGGAGCUCAGCUACAGGUCUACAUCACCUGCUCAGUCAUCCUGUGUGAGAGGGGGGUCCCUGGAACCAGGUGCUCUCAGGGAUGCAUCCAACCCCACCAUCGUGGCAAAAGGGAGUCUGCAGCCCAGAGUAGCAGACACAUGAUUUCCCAGGGUCCUCUGCGUCUGGCUAGAGCUGCUGACAGUCCAGCAUCUGGCCUCAGCAUGAAUCUUGGCUUGAACCUAGUUUUCAUUGUUGGUGUCCUCCUGGUCUGUGGAGUCAUGGUCUACAGAGCAAAGAGGUCCACAUCCAAAUACCAACUCCUUCCAACAUCCGACUCUCACUAAACAUGGACAUUUUUUUUCACUUACAUCUAAACUAUAACAAAUAGAACCUGUAAAGCGUAACCAGAAGUGUCACCUUCAAUCAAAUAUUUUCUGCUCUUACUGAAACUGUGUGGCUGCUUAAAGGUUUCAAUAACUGAAUAACUUAGUAUGUGCUGUUACUGUGCUGCUACAUAUCUAUAACCUGUGUUUUAUGGGUGUAAACUCUACUUUAACAUUAAAGCUUUGCAUAAUAGACUUAGUGGUUAAGAUGCAGUAGUUUGGUUAAACUAACACCCCCUAUGCCACUUUGUAUUUAGACCUUUCGUUUAUGUUGAUCCAAACUUUAAUUAUAUGAUAUAUAUGAUAUGUGGUGUCAGAACUAUUACAUUCAAAUCAGCUUUCAGGAAAAUGUGGUUUGAAAAUCUUCUGUUCUUUUAAUAAAAGGUUAUGGAAACGGU